Messenger RNA from Arabis nemorensis, 894 nucleotides. NCBI's taxonomy places the organism in Eukaryota, Viridiplantae, Streptophyta, Magnoliopsida, Brassicales, Brassicaceae. The record is from the annotation of a GenBank genome assembly.
AUGGGUUCUCUUGUUCGUGAAUGGGUCGGGUUUCAGCAAUUUCCAGCGGCGACUCAGGAAAAGUUGGUUGAAUUCUUCGGCAAAUUGAAGCAAAAGGAUAUGAAUUCUUUGACAGUUCUUGUUCUGGGUAAAGGUGGUGUCGGAAAAUCAUCCACCGUCAAUUCUCUUAUCAGCGAACAAGUUGUCCGUGUCAGUCCUUUCCAGGCUGAAGGGUUGAGGCCAGUGAUGGUUUCAAGAACAAUGGGAGGAUUCACUAUAAACAUUAUUGACACCCCUGGACUUGUGGAAGCUGGAUAUGUCAAUCACCAAGCUCUCGAGCUAAUCAAAGGGUUUCUUGUGAACAGAACCAUAGACGUCUUGCUCUAUGUUGAUCGUUUGGAUGUGUAUAGAGUCGACGAGCUAGAUAGGCAAGUUGUUCAAGCAAUCACCCAAACUUUUGGAAAAGAGAUAUGGUGCAAGACCUUGCUUGUUCUGACUCAUGCUCAGUUUUCACCACCCGAUGAACUUUCCUAUGAAACUUUUUCCUCUAAGAGAUCAGAUUCUCUCCUCAAAACUAUCCGCGCUGGUUCUAAGAUGCGAAAACAAGAGUUUGAGAAUUCUGCAAUUGCGGUUGUAUAUGCGGAGAACAGUGGAAGAUGCAGCAAGAACGAAAAGGAAGAAAAGGUUCUACCGAAUAGUGAAGCGUGGAUCCCGAACUUGGUUAAGGCGAUAACCGAUGUCGCAACAAAUCAGAGGAAAGCGAUUCAUGUAGACAAGAAGAUGGUAGAUGGAUCUUACUCUGAUGAUAGAGGAAAGAAACUCAUCCCUCUUAUCAUCGGUGCUCAGUACUUCAUCGUUAAGAUGAUUCAAGCAGCGAUAAGAAGUGACAUCAAGGCAAGUGGAAAGCCACUCUAA